Molecule: messenger RNA, 979 nt
Organism: Naegleria gruberi
Lineage: Eukaryota; Heterolobosea; Eutetramitea; Acrasida; Naegleriidae
Exons: 1
Coding region: 4-957 (317 amino acids)
Biological process (GO): tetrahydrofolate interconversion
Cellular component (GO): cytosol
Molecular function (GO): methenyltetrahydrofolate cyclohydrolase activity; methylenetetrahydrofolate dehydrogenase (NADP+) activity
Source: RefSeq, a predicted model, not a curated record
AAAAUGUCCCAAGAAGCCCCACACCAAUUUCAUUUAAUUGACGGUCAACAAAUUUCUGAUGAAAUCAAACAAGAAAUUGCCACAAGCAUUAAGAAUGUUGUAGAAAAACAAGAAAAGGAUGGUGUUACUGAUGUUAAAAAACCAGGUCUUGCUGUUAUCCUUGUCGGAGAAAGAAAGGAUUCACAAACCUAUGUUUCAAUGAAGAAGAAGACUUGUGUUGGAUUGGGAAUGAAUAGUUUUGAAACUACUUUUGCUGAUGCUGAUAGUACCACUACUGAACAAGUUAUUGAAGUUAUUCAAAAGUACAAUCAAGAUGAUAAUGUGAACGGUAUUUUAAUUCAAUUACCACUUCCAAAACACAUUAAUGAAGAACAAGUAUUGUCAUCUGUUAGCCUUGAAAAAGAUGUUGAUGGAUUAUCAGUUUAUAAUAUUGGUAGAUUAGCCAUGCGUGGUAGAGAACCAACAUUUAUUCCAUGUACACCUGCUGGAUGUUUGGAUUUAAUUAAGAGAACUGCCAAGGUAUUGAAUAGAAAAUUGGAAGGAUCUAAUGCUAUUGUUAUUGGUAGAAGUAAUAUUGUUGGUAUUCCAAUGUCUCUCCUCUUGUUGCACAAGUUGAACUGUUCUGUUCAAGUUGUUCACUCAUAUUCAAAGGAUGUUCCACAAAAGGUUAAGGAAGCUGAUAUUGUAGUUGCUUGUUGUGGUCAAACUGAAUUUGUUCAACCUGAAUGGAUUAAGCAAGGUGCUAUUGUCAUUGAUGUUGGUAUUAAUGCUGUUGAUGACAGUACAAAGAAGGUUGGUUACAGAUUGGUUGGUGAUGUCAAGUUCAAUGAUGAUUUGAAGAAAGUUGCUGCUGCUGCAACUCCAGUUCCACGUGGUGUUGGUCCAAUGACUAUUGCCAUGUUGAUGAAGAAUACUUUUGAUAGCUUUAAGAGAAAGCAUCCAGAACUCUUCCUGUAAAUUAAAAUUUUGUAAAUAUCCU